Messenger RNA from Hippopotamus amphibius kiboko, 2479 nucleotides. It is a transcript of the gene CES3, whose product is annotated as carboxylesterase 3. Lineage: Eukaryota; Metazoa; Chordata; Mammalia; Artiodactyla; Hippopotamidae. The record is from RefSeq and is a predicted model, not a curated record.
AUGGUGUGGCUCCACGGGGGCUCUCUCAUGUCUGGUGCCGCCACCUCUCACGAUGGGUCCGCCCUGGCUGCCUAUGGGGACGUGGUAGUGGUCACGGUCCAGUACUGCCUGGGGUCCCUUGGCUUCUUCAGCACUGGGGACAAGCACGCGCCCGGCAACUGGGGCUUCCUCGAUGUGGUGGCUGCUCUGCGCUGGGUGCAGGGGAACAUCACCCCCUCUGGGGGUGACUUCAACUCUGUCACCAUCUUUGGUGGAUCUGCCGGUGCCUGCAUCGUCUCUGCCCUGGUCCUGUCCCCCCUGGCUGCAGGGCUGUUCCACAGAACUAUAGCACAGAGCGGAGGCACCACCGCACCGGGGUUCCUGGAUCCUGACCCAUGCAUCCGCUCUCUAUGGGAGGCAGAGGACUGGAAGGUGGGCACUGACGGCUCUAACUCCUGGGCUGAGAUGUUGCAGUGCCUUCAGCAGAAGGCAAGCCAGGAGCUGACCCUUGCCAAUAAGUUGCCACUCAGAAAAGAAGGUACCGUUGAUGCUACCUUCUUUCCCAAGAGCCCUAAGGAGCUCCUGAGGGAGAGGCAGUUCCGCUCAGUGCCCUUCCUCCUGGGUGUCAACAAUCACAAGUUUGACUGGCUCAUCCCCAGGGGCUGGGGUUUCCUGGAUAAGAUGGAUCAGAUGAGCCUGGAGGACAUGCUGGCCAUCCUGAGGCCCUACGGGACCAGUCUGGAUGUGCUUGAGGUGAUGCCCACCAUCAUAGAUGAGUACCUAGGCAGCAGCUCAGAUGGACAAGCAAAACAAGAAGGCUUCCAGGAAUUACUGAGUGAUAUUAUCAUGAACUUUCCCAUAUUGAAUUUUUCAAGAAACCUCCAAGAUUCUGGGGUCUCUGUCUUUGUCCUUGAGUUCCAGCAACGACCCAGUUCUUUUGCAAAGAUCAAGCCGGCCUGGGUGCGGGCUGAUCAUGGGGCUGAGAUGACCUUCCUGUUCGGGGGUCCUUUCCUCAUGGACGAGAGCUCCAUGCUGGCCUUUCCAGAAGCCACAGAGGAGGAGCGGCAGCUGAGCCUCACCAUGAUGGCCCAGUGGACCCACUUUGCCCGGACAGGGGACCCCAAUGGCAAGGGGCUGCCUCCUCGGCCCCUGUUCAACCAUUUGGAGCAAUACCUGGAACUCAGCCUGAUGCCACGGGUCAACCAGAAGCUAAGGAAGGCCCAAAUGCAGUUCUGGACGGAGACACUUCCCACCAAGGUCCGGCAGUGGCAGCAGAAGCCGAAGGGCGGGAAGGCCCAGGAGGAGCUCUGAGGCAGAUCCUGCAUCUUCUGGGCUGGGGGCUUACCCUCGGGGUGGCCAAGUCCCAGAAGGCAGCCUCCUUCUCCCCCUGUGAAGAGACUUGAACCCAAACCAGGCUGAUGGGUGGUCCUGUCCCUUAAAGCAUCAGCCCCUCCAUGACGCCUUGGAAAUGUUACCUGCUUCUCAUCUAGGGGGUCUUUGCCCAGAAUUUUCCCUCUUCCCACUUGCUUCAUGGCAAGUUCAAGCUCAUACAUCAAGCUUCCCAGAGGACCCUCCUCUUCUAGGAAGUCUUCCCUGCCUUCUCUGGGCCUGGCCCUAUCUGUGUCCAUUACAGUGUAGCCCACUCUAGGCCGGCAUUGUCGGUGUCAGUGUUUCUCUUCUCUGAGAAGCUCUCUGAGUGUGGAAAUCAGCCUGACCCCACUCUGCAUCUCCCACACCAGGAUCAGGCAGAAUCUGGAGUCAGAGGAUGCUUGGUGAAUGAGUGAAAGACUAAGAAAGUAUGAGAAUGGUGGCUGCCGGAUGUAAACCCAGGCCCUUUAGGCACCAAAGGUUUGCUUAGUUCUGCACAGAUGUUGUCCUUGCUGACCAGAAGGGUGUGUGGAUUCCGACAGCAAAGACCGGGGGCUGAGGAGGCCUGAGGCAUCAGGGGAUCCAGCCGAGAACAGAUCUCAGCCCCCAGAGGCCUCUGACUAGGGUCCGUGCUACCCUUGCACAAGACAGAGCCGAGUCCAGAGUCCAUAAAAACCGCUUUAUGGCCUGCCUGGGCUCUUUCCACCCACUCCAGCUAGGGGAGACCAACUUCUGGGCUUGCUCGGCACAGCUCUCAGAGAACCUACCAGGACUCAGGAAAACAGAUGGGAGGAGGGUGUCUGGACUAGGGCGUUGGUCAGGCUGUGGUCACAGGGAAAAGACGAGGUCUGCUCACUCAGGCUACAGCAGAGGAGGAGCAGCCAGAGGUUUUUGAGUGGGGCCACAUAUUUCUUUUUUUGAGGGUCAAUACACCAUUCCCUUGAGACAUCUGGAUUUUUAUACAUGUCACAAUGACUUGCCCUGCCCCCACUAUCCCAUCCUACCAGCUCUGGGGCCACAUAUAUCUUCCUCAGUCAGACUAAGUUCCCGGCUGCUGAUGGUUACAUGAAACCCACUUGCAGUUGAGACCAGUUCUGUUUUGGGAAGUCCAUUUGGGGCAGAAAAGAGAGUC